Messenger RNA from Acanthopagrus latus (yellowfin seabream), 2701 nucleotides. RefSeq names its product neuropeptide Y receptor Y8b (gene npy8br). NCBI's taxonomy places the organism in Eukaryota, Metazoa, Chordata, Actinopteri, Spariformes, Sparidae. The record is from RefSeq and is a predicted model, not a curated record. Gene Ontology annotation, cellular component: plasma membrane; neuron projection. The coding region runs from base 598 to 1686 and encodes 362 amino acids. Gene Ontology annotation, molecular function: neuropeptide binding; neuropeptide Y receptor activity. The transcript has 3 exons. Gene Ontology annotation, biological process: G protein-coupled receptor signaling pathway.
CAGUCACAUCCCAGCCCGAGUCCGAGGCAGAAGGUCGCUUUAAGAGAUAUCUCAGCUGCUGUCAGCGCUCCUGGCAGGACACCUCCCACCUCCUCCUCCUCCACCUCCUCCUCCACCUCCUCCUCCACCUCCUCUUCCUCCUCCUCCUCCUCCUCCACCUCCUCCUCCUCCUCUUCCUCCUCCUCCUCCUCCUCCACCUCCUCCUCCUCCUCUUCCUCCUCCUCCACCUCCUCCUGCUCCUAAAACUCUGUGUCUCACCUGAUGAGGAGCAGCGCGGACUCCAGCAGCAGGCAGCAUCUCGGUGAAAGUGCUGCGCGGCGGUGGAGGAACGUCCGGAGCAGUGUGAGCAGUGAGCUCACAACACGCUGCUGCACCGGAGGACGGAGGAUCUGCUCCACCUGUCCGGAGCUGAGGAGGUCCGACAGACACACAGCAGCUGCAGAGACCGAGGCUGCAAAUGAAGACGGCUGUGAGGAAGAUUAAGGACGAGGGAAAGCUGUGAAUGCAAAUAUUAUUCAUGAAGUAAUUACAGCAGGUGUGACCCGACAGAUUAGUUCAUUAAGUCCCUCUGAAGUGAGAAAAAGGAAAAAAAACAUCAUGGAGCUGCAGGUCAGCACCAACUACAACCAGGCCAUGUGGAAGGAGGACUUCCCGGGGGAGUGCUCGCUGUCGGUGAGCGGCACCACUUUCCUCAUCAUCGCCUACAGCGCCGUGAUGGCGGUCGGCCUCGUCGGGAACUCCUGCCUCGUGUUCGUGAUCACGCGGCACAAGGAGAUGCACAACGUCACCAACAUCUUCAUCGUCAACCUGUCCUGCUCUGACAUCCUCAUGUGUAUCGUGUGCCUGCCGGUCACGAUUAUCUACACUCUGAUGGACCGCUGGAUCCUCGGAGACGCUCUCUGUAAGCUCACGCCGUUCAUCAUGUGUAUAUCUGUCACCGUCUCCAUCUUCUCCCUCGUCCUCAUCGCCAUGGAGCGCUACCAGCUCAUUGUCCACCCGACCGGAUGGAAGCCAGUGGUGGCUCAGUCCUACUUGGCCGUGGCUGUCACCUGGAUCGUGGCCUGCCUCAUCUCGGUGCCUUUCCUGUCCUACAGCGUUCUCACCAUGCCUUUCCAGAACCUGAGCGUCCCCUUCCCAGACCAUAUUAUCUGCAUGGAGCACUGGCCGUCUAAUGAAGAGCGGCGAGCUUACACCACCUCCCUGCUCGUCUUCCAGUACAUCCUCCCUCUCGCCCUCAUCAUGGUGUGCUACCUGCACGUCUACCUGCGCCUCAGGAGGAGGAAGGACAUGGUGGAGCGCGGCAGGAACGCCACGCAAAAGAAAAACAAGGGCUCCGCGAGGAUCAACGCCAUGCUGAUCGCCAUAGUGGUGGUGUUCGCCAUCUCCUGGCUCCCUCUCAACGUCUUCAACACGGUGUUCGACUGGAACCACGAGGCCAUCCCGCGCUGUGGCCACGACGUCAUCUUCUCAUUCUGCCACCUCACGGCGAUGGCGUCCACCUGCGUCAACCCCAUCAUCUACGGCUUCCUCAACAGCAAUUUCCAGAAACAGCUGAAGUCCACGCUGCUGCGCUGUCGCUGCUGGGGGGUGGCGGAGAGGUACGAGACCGUCCCGCUGUCCACCGUCAGCACCGAGGUCACCAAGGGGUCGAUCCUCAGCAACGGGUCCAUCAGCAUCAAUACUUAGAUCCCAGGCUUUUCAGUCAGAGACAAAGAACCUACUGGGGCCUCUUCCGGCCUCACUGUGUCAUCCUUUGGAGCUUUUCUUGCUUGGCUGCGUCCUAAAAGCAAGGUUGACGUUAACAAUGUUAUAAACCUCACAAUAGCAGUCCGGAGGGAGUCGACCGAAGACACUUAACGGGCUCGGCACGGUGCCCUCGAUUCAACAUGUAAGAGGAAGUAGAUAACACGAUGAUGGGACAAAGGUUGGACAGGUUUAACUGAAGGCACUUUACAUGAGCACUUUUUUUUUUUUUUGCAUCUGUAGUCGCGAAUGAAGAGGCAGCAUUUACCUGAUAUAACCUGUCGUGUUUUCUCUGAAGCAGCGGGAUCGACUCAGAGCUGUUUAACAUUUUGCUUUCAUACUUUUAACCUUUGGAAGCAGCAGCAGCAGCAGCAGAGGAGCGAUGAGGGACGGACGGUUUCUGGUUGCUGUUUUAUUGUUUUCUUAGAUAUGAUUAAAAAAAAAAAAAACGGAUUGUGAACUGUGACGUGUUAAUGAUUAUAAGCAGAGCAGUUUAAUACAUAACCUGAAGGAGAGGACAUUAGUGCAUCAGCUGUGACUGCAGGCGUUCCCUCAGAAGCAUCAUCAUAAUGUGUUUCUUAUUACCUGAAUCCAACACAAACGAUGUAAUGAUCCUUUACAGAACAACCUUGGCGAGAGGCUGUAAACAUUUCACGCCGCCUGCCAGGGUCCACGCUGCAGUAUAUAGUGCGUGUGGGGUGAAUUUCUUCUCAUUCAAUGUGCCAUACAAUAACCAUAUAUCAAGUGCCAUAAAACAAAGUGGCAGUAAAGGUCUCACAGCUGCUGUAUAUAACAUUACUUACUACAUGUCUGGCCUGUAAAACCUGUGACUCAGUUAUUAGUUUAUGAGCGUGUGUACGGGAACGACGAGCACCGUGUAGCGUAGCAGAUAUCUCCUGUUGUCGGUCACUUCUCUUGUGGUAUUCAACUGAAUUAAAAUAUUUACUAUUAUCUUUAA